Messenger RNA from Mercenaria mercenaria, 4911 nucleotides. RefSeq names its product EMILIN-1-like. The transcript has 2 exons. Lineage: Eukaryota; Metazoa; Mollusca; Bivalvia; Venerida; Veneridae. Bases 253 to 981 code for a protein of 242 amino acids. Gene Ontology annotation, molecular function: protein binding. The record is from RefSeq and is a predicted model, not a curated record.
AAAUGAUAUAAUCUGGUGCUGUGAAUUCCUGGAAAUGUUUAAUCAUAUUUCGUCAAAAAUAAAAUCUAAACUUCAUUUUCCUUAGCUGCACUGCAAGUUGAAGUUAUAGCGCAAAGUUAUUAUCACAAAAUGGAAAGGUUUGAGACAUUAUUUUGUGUCAUACUUCUGUUCUGUCCAUUUAAAUCAGUUUUAACACUGCCAGUAGAACCAGCCUGUUAAAAAUUUGCGUACGAAGAACAAUUACUUGAGAAAAUGGUGCGUAUGGAAUUCUUUGUGGAGAAUAUGCAGAAAGAUGUACAAAAAAGUAUUACCAAUGUUAUGGACGUUAUGAAUGGCAUAAAAGAGAAAAACGUUGAAAUAACGGAUAAUCUUUCAGGUUUACGUGAAAAGAUAGAGAACGUGGAUUUGAAGGUUGAAAAUGUAACUGACACAAUGAAUGGCAUUAAAGAAACAAACACUAAAGUGGCGGAUAAAUUUUCAAAAUUACAUGGAGAGAUGAAGAAAUUGGAAUUGAAGACUGAAAACAUAGUUGACAAAAAUGAUCGCAACAGCAAUGACAUAGAGGAGAUAAAGGCAUCCGAGACACAAGCAGUAGCAUUCAAUGCAUACGUGGCAGUAGAGUAUUCCGGCAAGGAUACUGUAGUGUUUUCAACUGUUAUACUGAAUGAAGGUAAAGCGUAUGACAACAACACUGGAAUCUUCACAGCUCCGAUUGAUGGGGUAUACCAGUUCAAUGCUCAUCUUUGCCUUACACCGGCGGUCUGUGCAAAUUACUAUCUUAAAGUUGGAAGGCGCUCUAUUGCUAGUGGAGAGUAUAGGGUCUCAAAAGAAGCAACUGACACAAAAUGUACGUCUUUCGGUGCCGUUGCUUUAGUUCGAAAAGGUGAACAAGUGCGCGUUAGAGGCAUGCUCUUUGAGAAGUUAGGUCAAUCGACUGACGACUGGAAUUCUUUCUCUGGUGUACUAAUACAAAAAGUGUAGACAAACAUGAUGUAUUGUACCUGACAGUCAUAGUACAGGCAAAUGUAAAUGAUGAACUUACCACAUUAUGCUUCAACUAUAUUUGACGAUAGCAAAUAUAACCAAUGUACGAUUUAGCCACAAUUAUAUGUUUGUGAAAAUUAACUGUUUGUAGUAGAGUGCCAAUUUUGAAAGAUCUAGACAGGCUGGACAAAAGUACCAAAUUUUGUAAAACGGUAGCUUGGGGCAAUAUAAGACUUUUGGCUGUAAGGGCCAAGGUCACAGCUCUUUGGAAUUCUAUUUUUAAACCAUUCAAAAUGGCCGCCAUUAAAACAAAUAGCUAUUUUAGUAAAAGUUAGUUUUUAUCUUAUUCAUGAUACAUAUUUAUAUGUAAACUGAUUCAUACUUACUCUAAGGGUCAAGUGAUGCAUUUGCAUAAAGUUAGGUCAUGCUACAUAACAGUCUGUCUGUACAUUCGUCCGUACGUACGUUAAAAAUGUCAUCUUUUUUAAAACCAUGCGCUUUUACGUACAUACAUCAUAAGCCCUGUAAUGUGCUGCCUGAACCCGAUUGGUCUAGAGGUGAUAAAUAUGUGUAAAGACUAAUAUUUGUAGAAGAUAUGUUCCAUUUUUGUUUCGUUCGUCCGUCUGUCUAUCUGUCUGUCUGUCUAUCGCAAAGUCGUGUCCGCUCUAUAGUUUUAGUCAUAACGAGACCACUGUAGCUUGGGACAAUAUAAGACUUUUGGCUGUAAGGGCCAAGGUCACAACAGUAGCUUGAAACAAUAUAAGACUUCUGACUGUAAGGGCCAAGGUCACAGCUCUUUGGAAUUCUAUUUUUAGAACAUUCAAAAUGGCCGCCAUUAAAACAAAUAGCUAUUUUAGAAAAAUAUAAUUUUUGUCUUAUUCUUGAUACAUAUUUAUGUGUAAACUGAUUCAUACUUACUCUUAGGGUCAAGUGAUACAUUUGCAUAAAGUUAGGUCAUGCUACAUAACAGUCUGUCUGUACAUUCGUCCGUACGUACGUUAAAAUGUCUUCUUUUUUAAAACCAUACUCUUUUACGUGCAUACAUAAUAAGCCCUGUAAUGUGCUGCUUGAUCUCGAUCUAGAGGUGACAAAUAUGUGUAACCGACUAGAGGUUUGUAGAAAAUAUGUUCCAUUUUGUUUCGUUUGUCCAUCUGUCUAUCUGUCUAUCGCAAAACCGUGUCCGCUCUGUAUUUGUAGUCAUAAUGAAACCGCAAGUGGAACGCAACAUCAGUUUAAUAUUACUGUUGUACAGUGUAGAUCAAAUGAUAUAAAGGCAGCAUUUCAUGUCCGCUAGUGCCUCAGAUAACAUGCAGAUGGCAAUUCCAUUCAUCUUUCUAUUAAAAUAAAGUAUAUUGGGAGACAUGGUUCAUUUUCAUUUAUGGUUCUUUUGCAUCAUAUACAUGUAUCAAAUAAUAAGCUUUGUUUUUUUGUUUUUUUUUGGUAGUUUUAGCAUCGCAUUAACACAACUCUAGGUCAUACGGUGACUAAAUAAGCUUUGUGAUUAGCUUUGUAAUUCCCAUAAUAGAACCCAUAUUACAUAUAUUUAUAUAAAAUCUCUGUAUUCAAAUAGUUUUACUUUGAUAUAGCUAAGUAUCAAUAUGGUCAUAUCUAUAUACAUGUAUCUUGAAAAGCAUUAUUGUAAUGGAAAGUUAAAACUUUUAUUUAAUGAUUAUGUCUUUAUUUACUGGGUUCUUGUUAUAAUUUAUCAUUUAGAGGUGUUUGCAUGAUUUAUAUGCACCCUUACUUCAUCUUUUGCAUGAACAAAUAGUUGCCUCAAACAAAUUUAACAUUACUUGCAACUAAAAGCUUUGACCACACAGGACAUUUUUCCUGUUCAAAUCAUCAAACCGACAUCUUCUGGUUUGAUACUAUUCAUGUUUAUCCCAGUCACAUAUCAUGCCAGAGCCUUCUGGUACUGGAACAUUUUUGUUGGGAUGAGUCACUCGUCAAUAAACUAUAGGUAAGGGAAGCGGUUGUCUAGAGGUUAAGGUAUUGGCCGCUCAACCCAGAGUUUGAUACCGACUUGGGUCAUAACUAAGCCUUCUCAAAUGACAACAGAACUCUGUUUUCCAGGAUUCGAGAGUGGUUCAGAUAAGCUUCUAGCUUUCAUCACAAUUGAGCUUAAAAAUAAAUUAGUAUAAACUAAAAAGCUAUAGUUAUUCAUAUAGACAAGAGAGGAAUAGAUGUAUGCACAUGCAUUUUUUUUAACAUAAUGAUUUAUUUCUAUUUUAAAAAGCCUCUUCUUUUAUAUAGACAUUUUCUUCUGUAUGAUGAUUAAAAGCCAAAAGGAGAUAUAGAAAGAUAUAGAAUGCUGACAUUUAUCACUAAAAGCUCCCAAGUAAUUAUGCUAUUUCACUACAAAUUAUAUCAUCAGAAGUAUGUGCACCUUUAUGACAUACUCCUUAUGAAUAUAUAAAUGGAAAUACUAUGGAACAAAUUUGUAAAGCAUAAUGACACAGUCAAAGCCUUGAUUGCAGCAUACAUGUCUUGCCUUUUAAAUACUUAGAAAUGUCCCACUUAGGUUAAUGACCUCAAUUCCUUUUUAAAAGAUUGAAAACAGCAUACAGUAUUUACACCAGCAAUAAAAGAAAUGGAAUAAACUAGUUUCCCUUUAUCUUCAAUGUAAAUUUAAUAUGUUUGCAUCACACUAGCUUAAAAUGGCAUUGUUCGGGCAAUUAGGUAAUUUAUUUCAGAUAUACUUAAAUUAAUGAUUGAUCUAUGCAUAAGUCAUUUAUAAGCAUAGCAUUCUUUCUCAACAUGUAAAAUACAAUGUAAUAUACAAUUAUCACCAUUAUAUUGAUUAAUAAAGCAAUUUGCAGUUAGUAAUGUUAUGAAAUUACCUUACACCAAACUCUCUUACCUUCAAAUAACCCCUAGAAUGCAACAGCCCCGUUGACACAUAGCUAAAAGAUAAGAAUGACAAUCUCACCAUUAAAAACUUUGCCACCUACACAGUUGUUUUAGAUAAUAUAGGUACAUGUAGUAAUUGGUGCUCUCUAUAUAAGACAUUAAGAAAUAGGUAUGUGUAUCAAACAUGAUUUGAAUAGACAUUAAGAAAAUGUUCCCCUCAAUCAUCUUAACAAUUGUUCAAUAUGGCUAAAGUACUUUUCAAUAGGAUAUUUUGUCACGUCUGUUUAGGUGAACUUCACUGUGUUAAAAUUCCAUAAUGUUAAAACCCGAUACAGCAACUCUCAAAAAAAGAGAAUAUGCGUGGUAAUUACAUGGUUGGAAAAGCACUUCUUUCAGUACUGCACAUGUAUUUAUCCUUUUGCAUAAAAGGGAGGUUAUAAAAAGGAACGGACUCAGUAAUACUUUAUACCUUAUGAAUCAUACUUUAAAUACCUUUGAAAAAUAUGUUAUUAAUUAAGUAUCAAAAAUAAGAUUUAACAAGUUACUAAUAUAUUUUAUGUUUAUAACAGCACAUGCGGCAGUCACAUAAUAAACAAAGCCAUUAUGGCCCUAUAAACAGUUAAAACAAAUCGUUUUGGUACAUUUCGUUUUCAUUUUUAACAGGGUAUUUCAGGAACAGUCACUUGAAUAUUCCAAAAGUCAAUAGACAUUUAACAAUUUAUAGAAUAAAUAAUGUCAAAAAUCUUAAAAAGACCCCUCAGAUUUAGCCAAAAAAAAAGCUGUUCUGAAAUAUAUGAAUUUUGCGACGGAUGGGCGGACAGACGGACGGAACAAAUAAAAACAUGCUUCACCCAAAAAUAGACAGACGGACAGAAUUUUUUUCAGCUGCACCAAUACAUAAUUUAAGUCAAGCUGCACAUUACGGGGCUCAUCUUAUAGUUAUAAUCACAAGUAUGCUGUUUAUAAACAGCAUUUUUGACAUACAGACAGACGGAUUUACAAACAGACGGACGUGAAAAUUGACAUCACUUCCUGCCAAUGUAUCACUUGACCCUAAGAGUAUGUAUGAAUCAGUUU